This is a messenger RNA of Rhipicephalus sanguineus (brown dog tick), 1113 nucleotides long. RefSeq names its product monocarboxylate transporter 12-like. Gene Ontology annotation, molecular function: monocarboxylic acid transmembrane transporter activity. The record is from RefSeq and is a predicted model, not a curated record. Bases 1 to 1113 code for a protein of 370 amino acids. The transcript is spliced from 4 exons. Lineage: Eukaryota; Metazoa; Arthropoda; Arachnida; Ixodida; Ixodidae.
AUGGCCACGCCGGGUUGGUGGCGGGAAACAGGCCUCGGAGCCGGCAUUGUCUUGAUGUGCAACCUGGUGGAAAUAAUGCAGUACUUCCAAAAGUACCGUGGCAUUGCUUCCGGUCUGAAGUUUGCCGCUGACCCCACGAGCGCCAUUGUUUUCCCGGCGUUGCUGUCCUACUUGAGAGCAACGUAUGGCCUCCGCGGUGCAUUGCUGAUAUACGCAGCCCUUAGUAUGCACGUUACGGCGUUCUCCAUUGUCCUGAAGGAGCCCCCUUGGUUAAAGCGCGACGGCAUAGAAGCACUGGUAUCCAGACGUCCAGUGAGAGAGACGCAGCCCAUUCAAAGCAGCAAAGCCAUGAAGAUUCGUGAUAUUCUUGGAAAAAUGCCCCAACCGCUACUGAAGCCCAGUUUCUAUGCUGUUGUGAUGGGAUCCGUGUUGUUGGACUACGUCAACGCGGUGCACCUGUCAACAUUAGUCGACUAUGCCCUGGAUAGCGGUGUAUCUCGAGCUCACGCUGAGCUUACGGUCACGUAUGCUUCAGCGCCUGAGAUCCUUGGAAGAGUCCUACUGCCGCUAGUUGCCGAUGUCGGUCUAGUAAGCCGAACUACCUUGACGACCGGUAACGCGCUCGUCUUAGGCUUCUUGCUUCUCUUGACGCCAGAGACCCGCAGCGGGACACACGUGGUUGUGCGAGCUGCGUCUUCGGUCGCUCUGGCUACAUUAAUGACCAUGAAACAUGUGCUGGUGGCCGACUAUUACGGCACGGAUGCCGUAGCUCUCCUGUCCGGGGCUUCUGGGGUCCUUCUGGUCCCCGUGCUGCUCAGCAACCCAUCCAUCAUAGGUGAGAAGAAGAAAGAAGACUUCACCAAGAAGUUUACGGCCGCUUUUAAUCCCUCCUGGAAACUGAAACCCAAAUUCCAAGCAGAUGCCGAAGCAGUGAAUGCUCCUGCAACCAUACAGGAUUUCCAAAACAACCUGUAUUUCUUUCCGCUGGGAGAUGCCGACUAUGCUACGCAGGACGACAAAGAAGCACACUCGGCCAUGUUAACGCCUCUGGUUCGUUACCAGUGGGAAAUGCCCAGCACCCUCUUUCCUGACGUCAACACUGGGCUCAAUUAG